This is a messenger RNA of Theileria equi strain WA, 1697 nucleotides long. RefSeq lists its product as hypothetical. Lineage: Eukaryota; Apicomplexa; Aconoidasida; Piroplasmida; Theileriidae. Bases 1 to 1668 code for a protein of 555 amino acids. Gene Ontology annotation, molecular function: ATP binding; protein kinase activity. The transcript has 10 exons. Gene Ontology annotation, biological process: protein phosphorylation. The record is from RefSeq and is a predicted model, not a curated record.
AUGUUAAAAUAUUUAACAUCCAAGGGUUCCGGGUCGUCCGGACUCGGAUACGUGGAAACAGGACCAGUAGAAAGUCAGUUUGGUCGAUUGCAGUGCUUCUCUUGGCACAACGCUAUCUCCAAGACAGAUGGUAUGCCCGCAACAAUAUUCAAACUUGUGUUAAAGAACAAAGAAGUGGAUGUAAUCACACCUUACGAAAUUGACCUUGCAAAGAGGCAUCUGAAGAAUAUAAAGUUGGUUAGACAUCCGAACAUACUGAAAAUACUGGCAACAAAAGAAAGCGAUUCUGGAAUAUAUAUAGCCACAGAACGCUGCUAUCCACUUAGUUCCACAAAUAUAUCAUCGGAUCCAGCUUUGGGAAUAGGUCAGAUUUUUUCAGCAGUACAUUUCUUACACACCAAAUGUAAUUUGGCUUAUUGCCAAAUCUCGCCCAUGGGAAUUGCUGUUAGAGAAGAUGGGUCCUGGUGCUUAUCGUCUUUUGAGUUAGCCGCUGAUUGUAAUUUAUCUGUACAUGUAUUGCUUUCGGAAAUAAAAUCGCACACAUCCUGGAGAGAUGGUUGGAGGCCACACUUACCAAACACUGUUUCAGUUAGCUCCUUAUACUUGGACUAUUGGGGUAUUGGAGCACUAAUCUGCUGGGUUUAUGCAUUGUUGUCUGGUUGUAUUGAUAAAUGUAACACCAGAAGAAAUGGUUUAGAUAUAAACACUCUAAAAGUUUAUGUGCCAAACACUUUGCAGGCUCUUAUAGAUGAGCUGACAUUAUCUAGACAAAAGAUAGAUUUGGAAAAUAUUUUGAAUACACACCCAUACUUCAAAAAGAAUGUAUCUGUAGUCGUUCUGAACUUUCUGUCGGAAUUGCACAUCAAGCCUGAGGAAUCUGUGGAAAGUUUUUUCAACCAUUUACCUCAGUAUAUUGAUAAGAUACCCGUAGAAAUAUCUUGCAAGCAAAUUCUGCCAGAAGUUCUAAAGGCAAUCCCAUUGUACAGAUCAAUGGCUCCAAAAAUUUUGGAAUCCGUUAUUUUAAUGUGUAAAUCUGUACUGGUGGAAGAUUUUAAAAAAAAGGUUUACCCAUACAUUUUGGAUUUAUUCAAGGACAACGAUAGAUCUACAAGAUUCUGUCUACUUAAGCAAAUGCCAGAAUUAGACCACUUGCUGGAUGAAAAACAAGUCUCUGAAGAUAUUUUCCAGCAUCUGCUCGUUGGAUUCACAGAUGUGGCAUCGCAGAUUAGAAAUGAAACCAUAAAGUCUAUCUGUUAUGUCAUUAAAAAGAUAAAACCAAAACAAAAAUACGUAGCACUAAUGUCACUCUUAAAGUGUGUCGAUGAUUGCGAACCAACAAUCAGAGCAAAUACAAUCAUAUGCUUCGCUAAAAUAAUUCCAUUUUUGGACUCGGAGCACAUUUCAAAAAUUUUACCUCAAGUAUGGAGGUCUGGUUUGUGUGAUUCAUUUGCUCAGUCAAAAAUAGCUUCUCUGGAGGCUAUAUCCGCAUCGCAUGAAUUCUUUUCAAUCGAGGAUAAAGUCUCGCUCUUGUUUCCGCUGGUAUCCAGCACACUACUGGACGCGGAUCCUCAAAUUAGAAAACUCUCAUUUGAAACUAUAUACAAACUGCUGGACUCCGUCAAGUCGCAGUCCAUUCCCGAUGACGUUCCAAACGACGAUCCUUGGUAAAGUACAUGUCACAUAGAUGCUUUUAACAA